GCGGCGGGCCCUCAGGCGAGAGGGCGCCGGAGAGGAGGCGGCGGCGCGGCGGCGAGGGCGCGGCGCGCGAUGGCAGCUGCCUAGCCCGGCGGGCGCGGAGCAGCCCCGAGCUGUGGCUGGCCCGACGGUACGGCUGGACGGGCGACGCCGCCGCAGCCCGGCCGGGAGAGAUGAGCGCCGACGCCGGCGAGGGCAUCACUUUCUCCGUGCCGCCCUUCGCCGCCUCGGGCUUCGGCUCCUUCCCUGAGGGCGGCAGCUGCCGGAGGGGAGCCGCGGCGGUGGCCGAGGGCGAGGAGAAGCCAAUUCCGCCGCCGCCGGCGGGCAGCUUCUGGAACGUGGAGAGCGCCGGCGCCCCGGGCAGCGCCGCGUGUCCCGCAGCCGCCCCCGGGAGCGGCGCCUCGCGGUGCCGCGGCAGCUCUGGGAGCGUGGCCGGCCGGCGGACCACGGUGGCGUACGUGAUCAACGAAGCGAGCCAGGGGCAGCUGGUGGUGGCGGAGAGCGAGGCCCUGCAGAGCCUGCGGGAGGCGUGCGAGGCGGUGGGCGCCACCCUGGAGACGCUGCAUUUUGGCAAACUGGACUUCGGGGAGACGGCGGUGCUGGACCGGUUUUACAAUGCAGCUCUCUGCUGUGGCCUGGGAAAGCAGUGGAAGAUGAACUAAGUGCUUGGGCCCCUGCACCCAAGUGGGAGACCCAGAAGAAUCUCCUGGCUUCGGAUCAGCUCAAGCUGUGGUUGUUUGGGGAGUGAACCAGCGAAUGGAAGAUCUCUCUCGCUCUCGAUCUCGAUCUCUCUCUCAAUCUCUCUCUCUCUCUCUCUCUCUCUCUCUCUCUCUCUCUCGAUCUCUUUUUCUGUAACUCUGCCUUUCAAAUAAAUAAAAAUAAAUCUUUAAAAAGAUGUGAUGGAAUGAAGAUGUGCUGUCCAAACCUUUUGUUUUUCUAAACAGAGUGCCAUGGAGAGGGGUGGUUGUAGAAGUUAACUUUCUUCUGAUGUCUUAGAGGGCUUAUUCCUCCUCCAACAGAGACUGGCCAACUUUUUCUGUAAAGGAGCAGAGAGUAAAUAUUUGAGGCUUUGUUUUUUGAGCUGUUGCUCACCACUACUCAGCACUGCCAUUCUUACUCCAAAGCAGCCAUGAGCAAUGCCUAAACAAAUGAUCAUGGCUGCAUUCCAAUAAAACUUCAUUAAUGGAUGCUGUAAUUUGAGUUUCUUGCCUUUCUCAGAAUAUUAUUUUGAUUUUUUUCAACCAUUUUAAAAUGUAAGAACCAUUCUUAGCUUGCAUUCUCAGCUCGCAGACAGGCAGCUGCAGGCCCCUGGGCCAUGCUGACCUUUUUCUGUCCACCCACUACCUGCCCAUGAUAGUUGAGUCAUUGUGAUGGAGUGGGAAGAACACUGACCCUCAAGUUAGAGCCGAGUUUUUGUCCCAGCUCUGCUGUGAAUCGUGUAAUUGCUAGA
Messenger RNA from Oryctolagus cuniculus (rabbit), 1447 nucleotides. NCBI's taxonomy places the organism in Eukaryota, Metazoa, Chordata, Mammalia, Lagomorpha, Leporidae. The record is from RefSeq and is a predicted model, not a curated record.